UGUUGUUGAAGCACACAAUUUAACUUGCUAAGUUCAUCCUUUUGUAUACACAAGAUGGUCAAGUCUCAUGUUGAUUCCCAAGUAUUUUCCAUAGUCUCCAAGUUGCUACUGUUUGAGAUCUUAAUGGCUACCUUCACCACAACAGAUGCCCAAAUUGGUGUUUGCUAUGGAACUGUCGCAAACAACUUGCCACCCCCACAAGAAGUAAUAUCUCUUUACAACCAACAUAACAUCAAACGGAUGCGGCUGUAUGGUCCAAACCAUGACGCUCUUGAAGCUUUAAGAGGCUCCAACAUUGAGCUCAUGCUUGGUGUCGAACACGAACGCCUUCAGGAUAUUUCUUCUAACCAGGCCAAUGCAGAUGACUGGGUACAAAACAAUGUGGUGAAGUAUGGAGAUGUAAAUAUCAAAUACAUUGCGGUUGGGAACGAAAUAGAAUCAGGUUUGUUAGCACCGUUUGUUGGCCCUGCCAUGGAAAAAAUUCAAAAUGCAAUUUCCCAGGCUGGCCUUGCAAACAAAAUUAAAGUCUCCACAGCUGUUCAUCCUAUAAUCCUCCAAGAGUCUUUCCCUCCAUCAAAAGGAUCAUUCAAGCAAGACUAUCGAUCAUUUCUUGAUCCCAUCAUUAGUUUUCUUGUGGGAAACCAAUCUCCGUUGCUUGUUAAUAUGUACUCAUACUUUAGUUACAUAGACAAUCCGCAAGAUAUUGACAUUCAGUAUGCUCUUUUCACAUAUCCAUCAGUGGUUAAAGAUGGAGACCUUGGCUACCAAAACUUGUUUGAUGCACUUCUAGAUGCACAUUACUCUGCACUAGAGAAGGCCGGAGGUAGUUCUUUGAAGAUUGUUGUAUCAGAGACUGGUUGGCCCUCUGCAGGUGGCGAUGGUGAAGUUACAACGAUAGAGAAUGCCAGAAUCUACAAUUCAAAUCUGAUUAACCAUGUCAAGGGUGGCACUCCGAAGAAACCUGAAGGCCCGAUAGAGACUUACAUAUUCGCCAUGUUCAAUGAGAAUGAGAAAGGUGGAGCAGAGACUGAGAAGAAUUUUGGGCUCUUUUUACCAACCAAAGAUCCAGUUUAUCCUAUCAAUUUCAACUAAGAGUUUUUUACAUAUAUAGACACAUUUUAUUUUGGGAAAAAUUCAGCAACAGUCCUUGAAUUCAUGUGAUAAGAACAAUCUGAUCUCUGACAUUUAAAAAAAA
Molecule: messenger RNA, 1195 nt
Organism: Argentina anserina (silverweed cinquefoil)
Lineage: Eukaryota; Viridiplantae; Streptophyta; Magnoliopsida; Rosales; Rosaceae
Product: glucan endo-1,3-beta-glucosidase-like
Exons: 2
Coding region: 55-1092 (345 amino acids)
Biological process (GO): carbohydrate metabolic process
Cellular component (GO): plasma membrane
Molecular function (GO): hydrolase activity, hydrolyzing O-glycosyl compounds
Source: RefSeq, a predicted model, not a curated record